Molecule: messenger RNA, 5796 nt
Organism: Ylistrum balloti
Lineage: Eukaryota; Metazoa; Mollusca; Bivalvia; Pectinida; Pectinidae
Product: gamma-glutamyl hydrolase-like
Exons: 10
Coding region: 86-1051 (321 amino acids)
Biological process (GO): tetrahydrofolylpolyglutamate metabolic process
Cellular component (GO): vacuole
Molecular function (GO): gamma-glutamyl-peptidase activity
Source: RefSeq, a predicted model, not a curated record
AAAACACUAUUUUAACCGAAAAGGAAACAGUGACGACGUUUUUUGCGUAGAAAUAAGCAUACCUUAUGCACACCAAUAGCAGGCAAUGAUGUAUAGCACUGUCACCAUAUUAGUAAUCUGUUUUACCAUCAUACUGGGACUUUAUAUUUGUGAUGGGAAGUUAAACUCAAGACCAGUUAUCGGUGUUUUGGCUCAAAGCAGUAACCCUGAUGAUCGUUACCAUGGCGACACAUUUAUUCCUAGUACCUAUGUGAAGUGGUUGGAGUCGGGCGGAGCUAUGGUUGUACCCAUCAGAGUUAAGGAAAGUGACCAGUACUAUGAAACUCUCUUCAAAAGUAUUAAUGGUGUGGUGUUUCCUGGUGGGGGUGUCAAUAUCCUGACAUCUUACUUUACCAAAGCAGCGAAACUUCUGUACAACAUGGCUCUGAAGGCUAAUGAUCAAGGAGAUUAUUUUCCGCUGUGGGGCACCUGUAUGGGAUUUCAGCAGCUGACUGUCCUCACAUCAGGAAAAAACCUCCUCAGUCACCUACAUGCUCAUGGAAUGCUUCCCCUUAAUCUUACAUCAGAUUAUGGACAAAGUCGACUUUUGGAAGAUUUACCGAUGGACAUAUGGACUUCCCUAACAUUAUUCAAUGUAACAGCCAAUCAUCACAACUGGGGACUGUCUCCCAAGAAUUUCAGCCAGAACCAAGCGCUGCAGUCCUUUUAUAGAGUAUUGUCCACCAAUGUAGCAAACAAUGGGGAAGAAUUUAUAUCUACAUUUGAAGCUAAAAAAUAUCCUAUUUAUGGAGUUCAAUGGCACCCUGAGAAGGUUCCCUAUGACUGGGAUCUUGGUGAUGCCCUGUCUCAUACCAAGAGAGGUGUAAAGGUUACACAGUAUUUUGCUAACUUCUUUGUGGAAGAAUGUCGGAAGAGUGCCCACCAAUUCCCUGACAUGGACACACUGCUGUCUACUCUGAUCAGCAAUUACAAUCCUCACUUCUCUAAGGACAAACGUUUUCAGGAGGACUAUUAUUUCAACUUCACCCAUAAUUCAUAUGUGCUUGUGUGAUCUAUGAAAACAUUUGCAUGAAAUGAUCCAGGUAGCUAAUUAAUGUGACCCGAGGUAAGUGUAAUAACCAAAAGCACUGUCAACUGGGUUUUACAAAAACAUAGGUGUUGUAAAGAUGGGUUGCAGUGAGGAAGGAGUUAUAAGUAUGAGUGUGCAGUUAUUGAAAUGAGGAAGGAGUUACCAUUAUGAGUGUGCAGUUUGAGAUAUAAUUAUGAGUGUGCAGUUUGAAUUACCAUUAUGAUGUGUGCAGUUUGAGUUACCAUUAUGAGAGUGUAGUUUGAGUUACCAUUAUGAGUGUGCAGUAACAGUGUGAGGAAGGAGUUACCAUUAUGAGUGUGCAGUUAUAGAUGUAUGGAAGGAGUUACCAUUAUGAAUGUGCAGUUACAGACAUGAGGAAGGCAUUACCAUUAUGAGUGUGCAGUUACAGAUGUGAGGAAGGAGUUGCCAUUAUGUGUGUGCAGUUACAGACAUGAGGAAAGAGUAACCAUUAUGAGUGUGCAGUUACAGAUGUAUGAAAGGAGUUACCAUUAUGUGUGUGCAGUUACAGACGUUAGGAAGGAGUUGCCAUUAUGUGUGUGCAGUUACAGAUGUAUGGAAGGAGUUGCCAUUAUGUGUGUGCAGUUACAGACGUGAGGAAGGAGUUGCCAUUAUGUGUGUGCAGUUACAGAUGUGAGGAAGGAGUUGCCAUUAUGUGUGUGCAGUUACAGACGUGAGGAAGGAGUUGCCAUUAUGUGUGUGCAGUUACAGACGUGAGGAAGGAGUUGCCAUUAUGUGUGUGCAGUUAUUGCCAUGAGGAAGGAGUUACCAUUAUGAGUGUGCAGUUACAGAUGUAUGGAAGGAGUUACCAUUAUGUGUGUGCAGUUACAGAUGUAUGGAAGGAGUUACCAUUAUGUGUGUGCAGUUACAGAUGUAUGGAAGGAGGUAUCAUUAUGAGAGUGCAGUUACAGAUGUAUGGAAGGAGUUACCAUUAUGAGUGUGCAGUUACAGAUGUAUGGAAGGAGUAACCAUUAUGAGUGUGCAGUUACAGAUGUAUGGAAGGAGUUACCAUUAUGUGUGUGCAGUUACAGACGUGAGGAAGGAGUUGCCAUUAUGUGUGUGCAGUUACAGAUGUAUGGAAGGAGUUACCAUUAUGAGUGUGCAGUUACAGACGUGAGGGAGGAGUUGCCAUUAUGUGUGUGCAGUUAUUGCCAUGAGGAAGGAGUUACCAUUAUGAGUGUGCAGUUACAGAUGUAUGGAAGGAGUUACCAUUAUGAGUGUGCAGUUACAGAUGUAUGGAAGGAGUUACCAUUAUGAGUGUGCAGUUACAGACAUGAGGAAAGAGUAACCAUUAUGAGUGUGCAGUUACAGAUGUAUGGAAGGAGUUACCAUUAUGUGUGUGCAGUUACAGACGUGAGGAAGGAGUUGCCAUUAUAUGUGUGCAGUUACAGAUGUAUGGAAGGAGUUACCAUUAUGAGUGUGCAGUUACAGACGUGAGGAAGGAGUUGCCAUUAUGUGUGUGCAGUUAUUGCCAUGAGGAAGGAGUUACCAUUAUGAGUGUGCAGUUACAGAUGUAUGGAAGGAGGUACCAUUAUGAGUGUGCAGUUACAGAUGUAUGGAAGGAGUUACCAUUAUGAGUGUGCAGUUAUUGCCAUGAGGAAGGAGUUACCAUUAUGAGUGUGCAGUUACAGAUGUAUGGAAGGAGUUACCAUUAUGAGUGUGCAGUUAUUGCCAUGAGGAAGGAGUUACCAUUAUGAGUGUGCAGUUACAGAUGUAUGGAAGGAGGUACCAUUAUGAGUGUGCAGUUACAGAUGUAUGGAAGGAGUUACCAUUAUGAGUGUGCAGUUACAGAUGUAUGGAAGGAGUUACCAUUAUGAGUGUGCAGUUACAGACGUGAGGAAAGAGUUACCCUUAUGAGUAUGUAAUUAUAAAAGUAAGGGAGGAGAGAUAAACAUGUGGGAGCAGUCAUAGACUUGAGGAAGCUAAGGAGUAAUGGAGGUAAGAACAGAAGGAGGAGUCACACCAAUCUGAAGCAGUAAAUUGACAGAAAUCUAUAUUAAAAUAAAAUUUUCACUGAAACAAUCGUGAACUACUUAUCAUUCCCGUGACUGCUUAUAUCGUGCCCUUUUGGUCCAAGCUCUACUUCUCGUGAACUACUUAUCAUUCCCGUGACUGCUUAUAUCGUGCCCUUUUGGUCCAAGCUCUACUUCUCGUGAACUACUUAUCAUUUCCGUGACUGCUUAUAUCAUGCCCUUUUGGUCCAAGCUCUACUUCUCGUGAACUACUUAUCAUUUCCUUGAAUGGUUAUAGUGUGCCCUUUUGAUCCAAGCUCUACUUCUCGUGAACUACUUAUCAUUUCUGUGAGUGUUUAUAAUGUGCCCUUUUGGUCCAAGCUCUACUUCUAAAUGCAAUCAAAAUAUCAUAAACAUUGUUCCAAUAGUUGUGUAUAUCCAUAUUUAUUGACUGUACGUCAGACUCCAGUGGAAGAAAUGUAGAUAUUUGGGAGUUAUGUAUGGAAGAGUGGUGGCGUUACAGAUCUGAUGUAAGUAUAUACAUGGCAGAGGAGUAACAGAUUUGGGAAAGGAGGUAUAUAUGAGAGGGUAGAGUUAGAGAUCUUGGGAGAAGUUAUGAUUAUAAACAAGAUGGUGGAGUUAUGAUUUUGAAGAAGGAGUUAUGGAUAGUAGGGGGGAGUUAAAGAAAUGUGGAGGGAGCCAUUGGUAGAUAGAUAGGGGAAGGAGUUAUGUACUUCAAGGGGUUGGUACAGACAUGAGGAAGGAGCCAUUGUUAUAGAGGUAGGGGAAGGAGUUACAUACUUCAAGGGGUUGGUACAAGCAUGAGGAAGGAGUAAAAGGAAGCAGUAACAGAGAAGUGAGCAUGAUAGAGAUGUUGAUGUGAGGAAAUAGAAAGGGGGAGAAUUCUGGACUUUAGAGAAUUAUGGAACUGGAGAAGGAGUUUUUUAAUAGGGGAGAGGGGUGAUUGAAGAGAAAAGGAGCAAGAAUAUUUUCACUAUUAAAAUCUUUAAGAAGUUAUUUAACAAUAGGUGUAAUGCACUUUGAUGUCAGUUGUAUAUGCUCUCAAUAUUUAUGCAAUUAAUACCUGUAUGCAAUUAGAACUCAUUACCAUUUUCUAAAACCAUUUUAUUAAUUUAGUUUUACUAAAUAAUACCAUCUUCAAAAUGGAUUUACUGCUUGCAAAAUCCUGAUUUUAGUGCGCUACAUAUGAACGUAUGUAAAUCCUAUUUUCUGCUCUUUAUUCAUUUAAUUGAUGAUAUGUAUUAGGAAUGAUCUUCAAAUGAUGGCUGUCUGUCAACACUGUAGUAAUUUUGAAUUUGCUCAAACUUUGAGGAAAUACAUUUUUGUACAUUAUUUUACUUACUGAUAAGCUGUGCCUUUUUUACCCCACAGCCGGAAAGGGUGUGGGGUAUUGCGAUCACGCACGACAUCCGUCCAUCUGUCCGUCCGUCAACAAUUGCAUACCGCUUAUUAUCUCCAAAACGACAUCACCAGCGAUCACCAUUUUCGCUGGAUAUGUUGGGCCUAUGGACCUACACAGCCUGUUGAGGUUCUUCACAAUCUUAGCCCUGCACCCAAUUUUAUAAUAAGGCUGUGGGGUAUUGCCCGUGUUUGCGGAGCUAUUUUUCAUGAUUAACGUUACAUUGUACAUGUUUGUCAAUUACAAUAUGCUUAGGUGCUAUGAAAAAAGAUCUUACUUGUAUACAAUGUCCAAUAUAUUUAUGAAUCUAUCGACAGGUUAUGCUCCUCCAAUUUUUCUGUCAAAAUGGUGUUCAUUGUGAUAUGUCAAGGUUAGCUUGUACUAGCCGUUAAUACUUCAUUAACUCUAGUGUUUAUUGCUUUUCAUCAGAAUGUUUAAGUUCUGUUGAAAUUAUUAUUUUAUAUUAUUGCACUGUAAGAAGUAUAUCAAAUCAACAUUAUACUUUGUUUUAUUUUAAUUAAUACUAUAUCAAAUGGUUAGAUAAGUAAAUGUUAAACUUCUGCAAAAAUUUCCCCAAAUAAAUUGCUGCUUGAGUUUCAGUGUAAAUGAUGUAAUAAGUUUCCAUGUAAUAAGAGACAUGAAUUAUUUAAGAGAACUAUAUUCAAUGUAAUAACAUUAUUAAUAGUAACAGGUACUCUUGUAAUUUAAUUUAUUUCUGUUUUUUAUGUGUAUAUUGACUUUUGAAUUCUCACAUGUACAUGUAGAUAAUUAAUGUGUAAGUUGUAUUCCUUUGGUACUGCACUAUUUAGUUGACAGUUUGAAAACAAGUGUCAAUAUACAUGUAUAUGAUGAAAUGUUAAAUUACAGUGUACAUAAUUGAUGCUUUUUUCACCAUGUCUUUCGAUACAUCUGUCUCAAUUGACACCUAGAAUACUGGUAUUUCUCAUUUUCCUUAUCUAUUUUACUUGUAUCGAUCUGUUAUUGAUGUUAUAGGCAAAAGUACAGAUGGAUUAAGCUAAUACCCACCUUGUUUCGAAGUGUUAUUGCUAUACAUGUGGUGUUAGUUUAAGUAUCACACAUGCCCUUUCUCUGCAUUUGAAAGUGAAUAUCAAAUGAUACAUUGUGUUAAUAUAAAAUAUAAUGCUUGACCCUAUGAUAUAAUAUGAUGUAUACAUGGUUUUACAGGAAUACAUGUGUAUACACCUAAUAUUACUGGAACCUGUAUAUGAAUUAUAUAGAGCAUGCAUAUUGCAUUCACAAAGUGUUUAACUUUCAAGAUAUUGUCAAGUUUUCUUUGAUGAUGCAAUGAUAUAUACAUAACUGAUAUAUAUGAAAAA